AUGUACGUCAAGGCCCUAUACGACUACCAGGCCGACGACCGUACCAGCUUAAGCUUCCGGACGGGCGACAUAAUACAGGUCAUCACCCAGCUGGAGAGUGGGUGGUGGGACGGAGUCAUCCAUGGAGUGCGUGGCUGGUUUCCAAGCAACUACUGCGCCGUUGUGCAGCGGCCCAGCGAAGACAUCGAGGAAGACCGAGACGGUGCCGACGCCGACGACGAUACUCGUUCAGCCAGCGGCGCAGAGGGCGACUAUUCUGACGAUGGCUCCCUGAGCGGCGGCAACGACACCAUCCUACCCAUUGAGCGCAACACCGCACCCACCAACAACAAGGAGGAGGAGGCCGCCUUUUGGAUCCCCCAAGCCACCCCAGAUGGAAGGCUUUUUUACUUCAACACCCUGACCGGCGUAAGCACAAUGGAGCUACCGCUCGAGUCACCCGCCACAAAUGAGAGCGGCCCGCGCAACCGCACAGAUGUCUUCAUUCCAGAAAUGUCGCGACCGCCCGCCGAGCUGCUGGCUUCGGGCUCUGGCUACAACAUGGAAGACACAGACGACGAAACAUCCGCAUCCGACUUUGAAGGCCCAGGAACAAAGGCCCCCUCUGACUUGGAACUACAGCACAGACAACGCUUGUCUGGUGGACUCUCAUCAGCCACCUCCAUGGAGUCAAUGAAUGGGGGUUACCACGGCAGGGCCUACGAUCAAAGCAGCAUGAGCUUUGCUGCCUCUGCUGCAAUUCCUCCCGCUGGUACGACGGCCACGUCCUUUGCAAACAGCCCUGGCCUAGGAGGACCCAACGGUACCCUUCCACAGUCACGAAAGUUUUACGACGAUGUCAGCCCAGUCCCUCUUACCUGGAACAGGAUGGUCGAAGAUAUGCGACGUGCGGUUGAGCGAUACAAACAGGCCAUCAACAACAGCGACAGGUCAGAGUUUGUAAAGCGUGCUGAGGACAUUUCAGAUCACCUCCGGCUGCUACUUGCGGCUGGCUCGGGAACGACGGAUAACCACUCUGGUAACCCUUCCAUCAUAUCAACCAACAAGGCCCUAUACCCUCACUUCAGAGAAACUAUGUCGCGCUUUUCAAAGCUAGUCCUUUCUUCCCACAUUGCUGCAUCCGACUUUCCUCCCCCAGACUCUUACUCAAAGUGUCUGAAAGAAGCAGAGGGCGUGAUGAAUGGCGUAUUUGGAUUUGUGGAAGUAGCUCGUCAGCAGCGGGGCGAAGAGAUACCCCGCCUUGUGCCUGGAUUUGUGGUCGGCAGCACUGUUGGCGGCAGCUGGCAGAACAAUGGUGCAGACUCCCGGGAUGUUAAUACCUCGAUGUAUUCUGACUCAGAAGACCACGAGCCCUCUUCUGUUGAGCCGACUCUCAAGCUAGAUUCUCGUGUACUGGAAAGGCUGCACGACGUGAAGAGAUUGAUUGUUUCAAGCAUCCGUCGCUUGGACGAGCACCUGGUCGUACGAGAUACCAUCAUCUCACACCAGAAACACCAGGAGAUUGGCGACCAUAUAUGCAAUGCGGCAAGCAAGGUGCUUGAAGCAUGCCGACCCUGGAUCUCAACCAUUGAACAAAUCAACCUCGCAUCUCUGGACUUGGACUCUCAAGGAUCGCAGCUCAGCGAAUUCAGCAUACAGAAACAGAAGACUUAUGACAUAGUCUCUGAACUUGUGAUAGCAUGUCAAGGAGUGGCAGCACCUUUGGGAGACGAAUGGGCCGAACUCCGGGGAGACUCUCUAGAGGACCGAAUCAACGCUGUGCGAGCCGUUGCCCGUGAACUUGAGUCGACUUGCGCCCAGGAGUAUACCUUACUACAGAACCUGUCGGAAAACAUACCCUUGGAUGAUAUCAUAAGCCGUUCAGAUCCUCGGAGAAACACUGACAGCGAACUACCCAGUCACGCUCGCGUUCCAUCUGGACCUGAGAGGCCACUGCUCGGUAACAUGCCCAAAGCUGACACAUACAGCGCAGGAUCGUCCCUUGGAAACGACGAUACGAAAGUUGAGCCGAUCCGUUCUGCCAACAGCAAUAAGAAGCUCAAGGAUUUCUUUGGUGAAGUGCCAGUCAUUCCACAGCAAGCAGUUGAAGAAACACCAGAAUUCUUGAAGCUCGAUCACGAGGGCGAGAUUUCCUACGAUCAUAAAACCACCCCACCCCAGCUCAAGGGUGGCACUUUGGCAGGACUUGUUGAGCAGCUUACCCGCCACGACCGUUUGGACCCCGCCUUCAACAACACAUUCCUACUUACCUACCGAUCCUUUACCACGGCUUCCGAGCUUUUUGAGAUGUUGGUCAAACGAUGGAGUAUUCAACCACCCCAUGGUCUAGCAAAAGAAGACUACCAGCAUUGGGUAGACAAGAAGCAGAAGCCAAUCAGGUUUCGUGUUGUAAACAUUCUUAAGAGUUGGUUUGAUAACUACUGGAUGGAGGGUAACGACGAAGAGGCACGGAUCCUGAUUCAGCGGGUAUACAACUUCGCCAAAGACCAUGUCGCAACUACCAGUACCCCUGGAGCAGCGCCAUUGAUGACUUCAGUGGAGCAAAGAUCUCGUGGACCGGACAUGCCAACCAAGCGGUUGGUUCUUACCCUGAGUGCCCAAACGCCACAACCUAUUUUGCCCAAGCACAUGAAGAAACUAAAGUUCCUCGACAUUGAUGCAACCGAAUUCGCUCGCCAACUCACAAUCAUCGAGUCUAAGCUUUACGGCAAGAUCCGCCCUACAGAGUGCUUGAAUAAGACUUGGCAAAAGAAGCUUGCACCUGGCGAGCCCGAUCCAGCCUCGAACGUCAAAGCGCUCAUCCUUCAUUCUAACCAGUUGACAAACUGGGUCGCACAGAUGAUCCUUACCCAACAAGAUGUCAAGCGCAGAGUGAUUGUGAUUAAGCAUUUUGUCAACGUAGCAGACAAAUGCCGACAAUUGAACAACUUUUCUACUCUCACUUCCAUCAUUUCAGCUCUGGGUACUGCGCCAAUCCAUCGCCUGAACAGAACCUGGAGUGCUGUCAACCAGCGCUCCAUGGCAACGUUGGAAAGCAUGCGCAAGCUUAUGGGUAGCACCAAAAACUUUGCAGAAUACAGAGACACUCUGCACAGGGCAAACCCACCUUGCAUACCCUUCUUUGGUGUAUAUCUCACCGACUUGACAUUCAUCGAAGACGGUAUUCCCUCGCUGAUCAAACGCACAAACCUCAUCAACUUUGCGAAGCGUGCGAAGACGGCCGAAGUCAUUCGCGAUAUCCAACAGUAUCAGAAUGUGCCUUAUCCGCUGCAGCCAGUGCCUGAGUUGCAAGAAUACAUCCUCAGCAACAUGCAAUCUGCAGGUGACGUACAUGAGAUGUACGAGAUGAGUCUGAGCGUCGAGCCAAGAGAACGCGAGGACGAAAAGAUUGCAAGGCUGCUCUCUGAGAGUGGAUUCUUGUGAUGAAAAAAAAAGACUG
This is a messenger RNA of Bipolaris maydis ATCC 48331, 3439 nucleotides long. The record is from RefSeq and is a predicted model, not a curated record. Lineage: Eukaryota; Fungi; Ascomycota; Dothideomycetes; Pleosporales; Pleosporaceae.